AUGGCCUCUGGGAAACCAGUUGUGUUUUCAAUUGACAAAAUCCUGGAGCCUGGGGGCACCAUCAAGGACACCCAUGCUUCUCCACCAGGUGGAGCUGAGAGUGACUCUUCUGAAGCACCCAAGCCUCAGGGCAGAAGAGCCAGAAAGCCAGGCAUUGACAGGAAACCAAGACAGGCCUACAGUGCCAAGCAGUUGGAGCGCCUGGAGGCAGAAUUCAAGCAAGACAAGUACCUGAGUGUCAGCAAGAGAAUGGACCUGUCCAAGACCCUCAACUUGACAGAGGUCCAGAUCAAGACCUGGUUCCAAAACAGGCGCACCAAGUGGAAGAAGCAGAUGACUGCCAGGAUGAAGCUGGCCCAGAGACAAGGACUGCUGGCCCCAUUUUUCCCACCUGCUGGCCCUGCUCCUGCUGCCCCUUUCCUGCAUCCCCUCUCAGGGAUCCUCUCAGUCAUCAAGCCUACCUCAUCCCUGGUGGUCAUGGCCUCUGGGAAACCAGUUGUGUUUUCAAUUGACAAAAUCCUGGAGCCUGGGGGCACCAUCAAGGACACCCAUGCUUCUCCACCAGGUGGAGCUGAGAGUGACUCUUCUGAAGCACCCAAGCCUCAGGGCAGAAGAGCCAGAAAGCCAGGCAUUGACAGGAAACCAAGACAGGCCUACAGUGCCAAGCAGUUGGAGCGCCUGGAGGCAGAGUUCAAGCAAGACAAGUACCUGAGUGUCAGCAAGAGAAUGGACCUGUCCAAGACCCUCAACUUGACAGAGGUCCAGAUCAAGACCUGGUUCCAAAACAGGCGCACCAAGUGGAAGAAGCAGAUGACUGCCAGGAUGAAGCUGGCCCAGAGACAAGGACUGCUGGCCCCAUUUUUCCCACCUGCUGGCCCUGCUCCUGCUGCCCCUUUCCUGCAUCCCCUGUUUGCAUCAUUUUAUUCUUCUUCUUCAGGCAGCCAUAAUCAGACACUGAUGGAGGAGCAUCAGCAAGCUCAUUUUGGUUCCUUCAUCAGGGCAUCUUCAUCUCCCCCCAAAUAA
Molecule: messenger RNA, 1023 nt
Organism: Notodromas monacha
Lineage: Eukaryota; Metazoa; Arthropoda; Ostracoda; Podocopida; Cyprididae
Source: the annotation of a GenBank genome assembly